This is a messenger RNA of Saprolegnia diclina VS20, 973 nucleotides long. RefSeq lists its product as hypothetical. NCBI's taxonomy places the organism in Eukaryota, Oomycota, Saprolegniomycetes, Saprolegniales, Saprolegniaceae. The record is from RefSeq and is a predicted model, not a curated record. The coding region runs from base 46 to 903 and encodes 285 amino acids. The transcript has a single exon.
CCACACCAAGCUCAUACCAUCUCAUUCGUCAAUUUGCCACACACCAUGCUACGCCCACUUGCCGUCGCCGCUGUCCUCGCGACUGCCGCCGCGCAGCUCCAAGAGAAGAAGCUCUGCACGGCGACCGGGCUCAUUUUCUCCGAGUUUUACGGCAAGGUGUACACUGACGUGGUCCGCAACAACAACAACGAGGUCUUUGUGUACAACCCCACGGACAAGACGCUCAUGGCCAAGAGCAACGGCGAGUGCCUCGAGGCGCAGCCGUUCCCGCCGCACCCGUACUUGGGCUACGGCGCUCUGGCCACGGCGCCAUGCAUCCCGUCCAAGCCCAUGCAGCAGUGGACGAUCCAGAACGACCGCGUCUUCAUUGCCGAGCCUCCGAGUCACUCGCUGCCCGCGUACUGCAUCGACGCGCACUCGAUCUUCCAGCCCGGUGGCAACGUCGGCGUCGGGCCAUGUGACUUUGACAAGGUGACGACCGCCACCGUGCUCGACUGCAAUGUGGCCAAGACCAAGUACGUCGCGCUCAAGACCCUCACGACCGGCAAGCGCCUCAGUGAGUUCUACUCGGGCCUCUAUGCCAACGCGCCGGCCAACAACUACAACGAGAUCUUUGUUUGGGACCAGCCCAACAAGAUGUUCAAGGUCGCGACCAGCGGCCAGUGCUUGGACGCCUUCAGAGACCCGAAGAAGAUGUACCACGUGCACAUGUGGGACUGCGACGUCAACAACAGCAACCAAAAGUGGAACUACAACCCGAGCACCAAGACAUUGGAGCACGCGACGCACGUUGGCCAGUGCCUGCACGCCGACCCAACCUACGGCGACUUUCGCGCGCAGAUCAUGGCCUGCACACCCAACAACCCCCUGCAGCAGUGGACCAUCGGCCCGCUCGUUGCUUGAUACCUUGAUACAUUUCUCGUCAACAUUCAUUUAUGGUACAUAACGACGGGCUAUGGGCGCGCCAAUUAGC